AUGCAGAAUAAUAGACAGGUUGAUAGUGCCACUCAGCUGAGCAGUCGGCAAAGAAAAAGAAAACAAAGAUUAGAAAUAAAAAAUGAUGAUUAUGUGGUUGUACCUUUUAAUGAAACUCAAAUAAAUGAAGACUUUCAAGCACAAUCACAAUCCUCUUAUCAUAAAAAAAGAAAGCAGCAAUUUGUAAUUAGAACUGAUAUUCCUACAUGUUUUCUUGCUGAUAAAAUAAAGUCUGACAUUGCUGAAGUUCCUGAUCCGAUUCAAAAUCCUCGAUUGCAUGAAAUCGUUAAUAAAAAUAUGAUUCAUGGACCAUGUGGAGACUGGUACUUAGAUGAAACCGGAAGCUGUUCUAAACACUAUCCUAAAGCAUUCAAUAAUUUAACAACUUUAGAUGAAGACGGUUAUCCUCUCUGUAAGCGACGUAACAAUGAAACUUAUAGUCGUCAAGAUGAAUCUGAUGCAAAUGGGAAUCAAAUUCGAAAUGAAAUUCAUCAUGAUGAAAUUCGUAAUUACAUUGAAACUCGAUACGUUAGUCCUCCAGAAGCAUGUGCACGUAUUCUAAAUUAUUCAUUGCAUGGACGAAGUCAUGCUGUUCUGCGACUAGCAGUUCAUUUACCAAAUCAGCAGAGUGUCAUGAUCGAAGACAUUGAUAAUAAUGAUGCAAUUCAAACGGCACUCAACAGAGAGUCAAUGUUACUUGCUUAUUUUGCUUUGAAUAGACACGAUCCGCAAGCAAGAUAUCUUCCAUAUUCUGAAAUACCUACUCAGUAUGUCUAUAAAAAAUUACCAGGUGCAUCUAUUCACACUUGGGAACCACGUAAAAGUCAUUUUUAUACUUUAGGUCGUAUGUACUCCGUGAGUCCAUCGCAAACUGAAUUGUUCCAUCUUAGAAUCCUUUUGACAUGUGUUACAGGAGCUACAAGCUAUGAACAUUUGAGAACAGUUAAUGGUAUUACGUAUGAUAACUUCAUGAGCACCUGUUUGGCUUUGGGAUUAAUAGAAGAUGAUAAUGAAUGGAAAAACGCUAUGCAUGAAGCUGAAGUUUGGAUGAUGCCUCAACAGUUGAGACACUCAUUUGUAAGGAUUUUAAUACACUGUCAUCCUAUUCACCCAGAAGAGCUAAUGAAAAGUCGAGACUUGCAGAUUUUUCCAUCAAUGCCACAUAUCACUGAAGUUGAAGAGAAUGAUAGCGAAAUUUCACCUGAACAGCAUAGAGUUAUCGGAUCGAGACAGUACGAACUACUCAAUGGAGAACAACGAGAAAUAGUUGACAUUAUUUUAGAAAGAGCUGAGAAUCGGAAUAGCAGUGCAUCCAAAUGUUUUUUUAUCAACGGACCAGGUGGAUCUGGAAAAACUUUCAUUUAUACGACUUUAUAUCAUUUACUUCAAAGUCAAAAGAAAAAUGUUACAACUAUGGCUUUUACUGGCAUUGCAGCAACUUUACUUCCACGUUGCAAAACGGUUCAUAAAACAUUUAAAUUACCUAUUGCUCUGUAUAGUGAUUCGUCGCUCACUAUUAAAACACAGUCAAAAGAAGCAGACUACUGCAGAAAUAUGAAUGUCAUUAUGUGGGAUGAAGGACCAAUGUCACCAAAACAUGCCCUGUCGUUUGUUAAUCGUUCACUACGUGACGUAACAAAUUCACAAGAACCAUUUGGAGGUAAAAUAUCAAUACUUGGAGGUGAUUUUCGGCAGUUAUUGCCUGUCAAAAAAAACGCUACACGUGGUGAAUUAGUAGACCUUUCAAUAAAAUUUAGGCAUUUGUGGCCACAUUUUACACAAUUUACUCUUACUAAAAACAUGCGUACACGAGCAGAAGAAGUUGAAAUUGCAAAAUAUUUGUUAACAGUAGGUGAUGGCACAGCGAACUCCAAUGAUUCAGAUUUGAACUUACCAGAACAUUGUCUAGCAGCCCGUGAUGCUGACAUAGCUCAAGAUGUUUAUGGGGAAAUCAUGAACAAUAAACAAUUUGAUAAAUUAGCAAAAUGCACUAUUUUGUCAGCCAGAAACGUCGAUGUUGACGAUAUUAAUAUAAGAGUUGUUGAAUUGUUAGAUAAAACGACAGAAAGAAUUUAUACGAGCAUCAAUAGUAUUAAAAAUUGUGAAAACGGUGGCAUUCGAGACGCUCUUUUGCCUGAAUAUUUAGAGACUUUAAAUCCUCCAAACUUGCCUCCCCAUGAAUUGCGAUUAAGACAAUAUACAGUUGUUAUGCUCAUUAGAAAUUUAUCUGUCAAUGAAGGAUUAUGUAAUGGAACAAGAUUACAAAUUUUAGAUUUCUCAAAUCAUUUGUUAAAAUGUAAAGUUUUGACAGGUGAUAAAAUGGGGGACAUCGUUUUUAUAAAUCGUAUCGUUUUGCAUAGUGAUAAUACAUAUCCGUUUGAGUUUGGAAGACGUCAGUUUCCAAUUAAAUUAGCUUUUGCUAUGACAAUCAACAAAUCACAAGGAAAAGAAGAGCAUGACAAGGAGUAUGAUGAUGUUGUCAAAAAAGAAGAGAAACAACAGCCUAAAAUGGAACUCAAGGAUGACAAUGAUGAUGAUGACGAUGAUGCUGAUACAGUUAUUCUUGAUCCGGAGGAGUUGUAUGGGCGAGAUAUUCCAAAUUAUAAUAAAUCAUGUGCACGUCUGUCAGGUCCACAUAAAAAAUGCACUCAGGCAACCGUGGAAAUACUGACAGGUUAUUUAUUGAGAUUACAAAGUUUGCAAGUACGAAGUGCAGGUGCAUCUUUAACAGUUGAUAUAUCAAACGAUACUACCGAAAAUUACAUUGAAUGGCAAGACUUGGAGAUUGUAUUACAAACAGAAUGA
This is a messenger RNA of Aphidius gifuensis, 2805 nucleotides long. RefSeq lists its product as uncharacterized. Gene Ontology annotation, biological process: telomere maintenance; DNA repair. The coding region runs from base 1 to 2805 and encodes 934 amino acids. Gene Ontology annotation, molecular function: DNA helicase activity. The transcript is spliced from 6 exons. The record is from RefSeq and is a predicted model, not a curated record. NCBI's taxonomy places the organism in Eukaryota, Metazoa, Arthropoda, Insecta, Hymenoptera, Braconidae.